CAUGCGCUGCUAGAUCACAGUUAUGAACCUUUUGCAUAGAUCUCUAAGAGUGACAAUUCACAGUCAACUUUAUAGGCAAAUAUCUGUAAACAUGAUAAGACGCACGCAGAUUAAGAAAGUGCUUUGUGUUGCCGAGAAAAACGACGCUGCUAAGGGCAUAGCAGAAAUUAUGUCAAAUGGGAGAUCGAGAAGAAGAGAAGGCUACUCUGUCUACAACAAAAUAUAUGAGUAUGAAUACAACCUGUUUGGCCAAAAUGUAACUGUAAACAUGACAUCAGUAUCAGGGCAUCUCUUGGGUCUCGAAUUCAAAGCUCCUUUUCAGAAAUGGCAUAGUUGUAAUCCAGUCCUGUUGUUUGAUGCUGAGGUGGAAAAGUACUGCCCUGAAAACUUUAUACCGAUCAAGAGGACUUUGGAGAAAGAGGUAAGACAGUGUCAAGCUCUGGUCAUUUGGACUGAUUGUGACCGGGAAGGAGAGAAUAUCGGCUUUGAGAUCAUUAAUGUCUGCAAAGCAGUGAAGCCAAACAUUCAGGUCUUCCGUGCACGGUUCUCUGAGAUCACCCCAAACUCCAUAAGAAGAGCCUGUGAGACCCUCACUGAGCCGAAUGUCAACAUCAGUGAUGCUGUGGAUGUGAGACAGGAGCUUGAUCUCCGCAUCGGGGCAUCGUUCACCAGGUUCCAGACAUUACGCUUGCAGAAGAUAUUCCCAGAAUCUCUCUCCGAUCAGCUCAUCAGUUAUGGCAGCUGUCAGUUCCCAACCCUUGGCUUUGUAGUAGAGCGUUUUAAAGCAAUUCAAGCCUUUGUCCCUGAAACUUUCUUUAAAAUCAAAGUUGUCCAUGAGCCUAACGAAGAGGAAUCAGUAGAAUUUAGCUGGAAAAGACAUCGUCUUUUCAAUCACACAGCGUGCCUUGUGCUGUAUCAGAUGUGCAUGGAGGAUCCCAUGGCGAAAGUGAUAUCUGUAACAAGUAAACCAAAAAGCAAAUGGCGACCUUUACCCCUUGACACUGUGGAACUUGAAAAACUGUGUUCAAGAAAAUUGAGGAUAAGUGCCAAAGAAACCAUGAAAACUGCAGAAAAGCUGUACACUCAAGGGUUUAUCAGUUAUCCUCGCACUGAGACCAACAUGUUUCCUCAGAACCUGAACCUUACCCUGCUGGUUGAGCAACAGACACAAGAUAAUGAAUGGGGAAAUUUUGCUCAGCGCAUUUUGGAAAGCGGUGGGCCCACACCUCGAAAUGGAAACAAAUCAGAUCAGGCCCAUCCCCCCAUUCACCCCACCAAAUACACCAACAGUUUACAGGGUAAUGAAAAGCGGCUGUAUGAGUUCAUUGUACGUCACUUCUUGGCCUGUUGCUCCAAAGAUGCUCAGGGUCAAGAGGUGACGGUUGAAAUUGAAAUAGCCGAAGAGAGAUUCUCUGCUAGUGGAUUGACGAUCAUUGCACGCAAUUAUCUGGAAGUGUACCCUUAUGACAAGUGGUACAAUAAGGUAAUUCCAUUAUAUAUGCCUGACACCACGUUCCAGCCCACAGCGAUUGAGAUGGUGGAAGGACAGACCAGUCCACCACAGCUUCUGACAGAGGCCGAUUUGAUAUCGCUCAUGGAGAAGCAUGGCAUUGGUACCGAUGCAACACAUGCUGAACACAUUGAGACCAUAAAGAGUCGCAUGUAUGUGGGGCUGACGGCUGACCAGAGGUUCCUUCCUGGAGAGCUCGGCAUGGGUCUUGUUGAAGGGUAUAACUCUAUGGGGUAUGAAAUGUCUAAACCAGACCUGAGAGCGGAGCUGGAGGCGGAUCUUAAACUUGUGUCAGAGGGCCAGAAGGACAAAGCUUCUGUCCUCAGUUAUCAUAUGGCAAAAUACAAGGCUGUAUUUAUUGAAUCCGUGAGGAAAGCAAAGAAAUUGGAUGAAGCCUUGUCCAAUUAUCUGGGCCCGGCUCAGGAGAUUACCGAAACAGAACAAGGAGAGAUGGAGAUGCCGUUACCAGUGCGAAAGUGUCCUCAGUGUAACUGUGACAUGGUGCUAAAGAGGAAGAAAGACAGCACAGGGAUGCUUCUUUCAUGUAUGGGAUAUCCAGCUUGUAAAGCAGCCGUGUGGUUUCCAGACACAGUUCUGGAGGUCAGCAGAGACGAGAGCAUCUGUUCAACGUGCCGUCCACAUCCGGUCCAUAUGCUCAAGUUUAAAUUCAAGAGAGGAAGUUUGCCACCUAUGAUGCCCCUUGAAUUUGUUGGCUGCAUUGGAGGAUGUGAUGAGACUCUCAGAGAGGUCUUGAACUUAAAAUAUCUCAGAGGAGGAGGAGAAGGAGAUUCUGGCUCUCGGCCUUAUAACAGCUCUGGGUCAAAUCAGGAUCAUGUACCUCGAACCAACUCAGCACCUCCGUCCAGGGUGGAGAACGUGAGACCUCCUGCACCCAGACCCCGAGCCGACAGCAACCGUCCCCCAGCCAGUCUGCCACCUCCUCGGGCAGCACUACCACCAGCUUCAGCCCAGGGUGGUGCCAUUGUGUGUAACUGUGGUCAGGAUGCCAUUCUUCUCACUGUACGCAAAGAGGGUCCCAACCAAGGCCGUCAGUUUUACAAGUGUAACACAGGGGAUUGUAAAUUCUUCCUGUGGGCUGACCAGCCGACUGAGCAGGGAGCGCCCGAAGGAAACAGAGGACCCCUGAGUCCGAAUUUUCAACCUUCCAGGCCCUCAAAUGGGUUUGGGAACAUGCCUCAGCAGAGGCAAAACAACAGAGGAUCUGGAGGUGAUGAAGGUGAAACCAUGUGUAACUGUAAUGAGCCUGCAGUUACCAGGACUGUCAUGAAAGAUGGGCCAAACAAGGGCCGAAUGUUCCACACCUGUGGGAAACCACGUGAUCAGCAGUGUGGGUUCUUCCUGUGGGCCAAUGAAAAUGUGGCUCCAGCCACAGGUUUUUCUGGAGGAAAUGUUGGUAAACAUCCUGGGAACAAAAAGGCCAGCACUGCCUCAAACAAGCCUCCCACAGCCAAAAGACCAAGAACCUGUGGAAUAUGUCAUGAGCCGGGUCAUACCCGGGCCACCUGUCCUCAGGGCCAGUAAAAAAUAGUUCCUGCAAUUUUUGUAA
Messenger RNA from Rhinichthys klamathensis goyatoka, 3077 nucleotides. RefSeq names its product DNA topoisomerase III alpha (gene top3a). The record is from RefSeq and is a predicted model, not a curated record. Gene Ontology annotation, molecular function: DNA binding; zinc ion binding; DNA topoisomerase type I (single strand cut, ATP-independent) activity. NCBI's taxonomy places the organism in Eukaryota, Metazoa, Chordata, Actinopteri, Cypriniformes, Leuciscidae. Gene Ontology annotation, biological process: DNA topological change. Gene Ontology annotation, cellular component: nucleus; chromosome. Bases 23 to 3052 code for a protein of 1009 amino acids. The transcript is spliced from 19 exons.